GCGCGCCAACACAGCAUAGCACAGCCAGCACAGCCAGCACAGCCAGCAUCAAGCUGUCAAGGUCGUCGUCUCUCUGGCGUUUGUUGUUGCAGGCGAAGUUCCAGCCGUCAGCCGUGUCUGCUAGGGCAUAUACCUGCCCAGCCAAGAGCCAAACCUGUCCGGAAGGCUCCUAACUUUACGGCCAGGCAGGUCCAGUCAGCAUGCGCGUGCGACUCCAGGGGGGUCGGGGCCUUGCAGCCCGUUGUUUCCGAGGAAACUUAGUGCCGUCGGCCCCCUUGUUCCCGCGCGGGAUGCGCGGAACUCGGGCAAGCUUUCUCGCUCGUUACGCCACGCCACUGCUACUCAUGCGGCAUUGUCGCUCGAUCUCAAGCGCGUGCUUCCCGCGGGGUCCAGGGAAGCGCGCUCGCCGCGAUGGCGCCUGGCCGCCGCGGCCUGGGUCGAGCAGAUUUGUCGGGAUUCGCUGCAGUCGCCCUGGCGGACCAUCUUCCACACCAUAACGCCGCCUCGUACUAUAAAACCCGUAUUUGCUCUCGAGCUUCUCAUCUUGUGAAACCAUCCGGCGGACCUACGACUCGUGCACUUUCCCCUCACAUUCCCUCCCUACCACCAUUUGGUUAGACCAUCUCUGUCUUCAGCAACUUUGACCAUCUCUCUCUACUAGAGCGAGCCUCGUACAUCGUUACCAUCUAUCCCCGGCGGCAUUAUGGCUUCGUCGAAGCUUCUCGCUCUCGCGCUUCUGCUGCUCGUCGUCGUCAGCCUGACGACCUUCGCCGUCGCCGACGACGACGACGACGACCGUCGUCCGGAGCGCGAGCGCAAGCGGGACGGCACGGGCAACCAGGAUCGCGACCGCGACCCGCGACCGCGACGGCUCUUGCGGUGGCAAGUCUGGCGGGUGCACCGGCAGCGGCGCCGGCGGCCGGCAGAAAGCUGGCGCCA
This is a messenger RNA of Closterium sp. NIES-67, 939 nucleotides long. Lineage: Eukaryota; Viridiplantae; Streptophyta; Zygnematophyceae; Desmidiales; Closteriaceae. The record is from the annotation of a GenBank genome assembly.